UAUCAGUUUGAUUUCUGGCGGUUUGUUUUGAACGUCUAAAAACGCAAAAUAUAUGAUGAUAAGUUAUAUUAACUUUUAACGGAAAAAAAAACUUUUGUCCACACAAUGGACGCACAAGCCAGAUCUGUUUUAUAUCGGAUAAUCCGGAGAAUACCAAACAGAAAUAUAGAAAACCUUCUGAAGAGAUGGAAUUGUUUAUCAGCAGAUCAGCUGCGCGCUCUGGAUUACACGAGACCCAAAUGGAUGAUAGUGGAACAUGUCAUUAGCUUCUGUGAGGAGAGCAGACUUAGCCUGAAGCACGUCACUAAUUUGGAAAUGAUCUAUCGUAUAGAAAAUCCUGAUCAAGGCAUCUGGCACGCAUGUCAGCUUACUGAGGCACAAGAUGAUGCAGUUUGUGUAGAGCUGACACAGUUUAAAGAGCAGUUUAAAGCACAUUUGCAUGGGGUCAUUCGACAUAUUUCCAUUAAGAUGAAGAAACAUGAGGAUGAGGCUAUAUGGAUUCGGAUUGCCUGGGGAGACAACUUCAGCAAACCCAACCACCUUAAGCCAACUUAUGUUGUGCACCACCUACACACUUCCUAUGUGUUUAUAUCCAACCUCAUGGCCAAACACAAGAUCCUUCUAUGUCAGGCAUUAGUAAUAGCCACAAAACAUGGCUCUAUAAAGGAUGGCCUCCUGAGCACCAAGAGUCUCACUGCAAUGAGGGACUUGCUUCUGAGACGUUAUCAGCAGGUUUUUCCAAAUGCUCAUUCAAGGCUCCUACAAGAAAGAAAAACUCUCCCAUCACACCCCUGUAUUGGAAAGGAACACAAGGACCAUGAAGAGAUAAGACAUCAGAUGGCCUGUGAGGCGUUUGGACACGGCGCUACACCAAAGCUAGAAACCGCUGUGUAUAGACUUGAGACAAGGUACAAAGGAAAUGGCAACUACACCCUCAGUGACAAAGAGGAGUUCUUCAGAGGGGUGGUCAGGUUCUCAAGCAGCAGUCUGUUAGAGUCCUUGCGCCACUGUGUUGCUUCAGGCAUGGCUGAAGGUCCUGUCACUCCGCUGUUGUCUGCCAUCACUCAGAGGGGAAGGAAUUAUUUUGUUAUCACAGACAAAGGCCCUGGUGUUUCCAGCCAAGCAUCAUCACAGAGAGCCUGAUGACAAUUGACGUUGCUGAGGAAAAUCAGUUCAACUAGGAUGUGCAUACAUGAGAAUAUAUUGUGCCACCUGCAUCCUGCAAAGAUGAGAACGUUAGAGAAGGCAUUUGUGUAGUCUUGGCGUCAUCAGUAUUGUCCCCUAAUCUGAUCCAGCAGGGAGAAAUCAUUUUGUAUUUUUUUUUUUUUUUUUUUUACAAUUAACCUCUAUAUAUAACCCAUAUAUAGCAAAUAUAGCAUGUAUUAUUUUUAGUGUCAUUUUAGCAUUGUUUUAAAUAAAGUUUAAAAAAAAAGAAAAUUGUAAUAACAGUUAUUUUUAAUAUACCUAUCUGAAUUUAGUCCUUUUCAAGCUGUGUAAUGUGCAAUUGCACAAAAAAAAGUUGUAGAAAUUUGUACAAAAUCAGACUUUAACCUUCUUUCAUGCACAUGCAAUCAGGCAGUCAAUAUUGUAUGAAAGGAUUCAAUGAUAAAUGUUGAAAAUGGAAAUUCAAAUUUCAUUAACACUUGCAAUUUUGGGUUACGCUUUAUAUUAAGGUAUCCUUGUUACAGUGUAAUUAUACAUUUAAGUUCUGAGUAAUAUUAAUUAGUUAGAAAAAGGGGUUGGUUUAGGGUUAGUUGCAUGUAAUUAUGCACAAUUUAUUAUUAAUACAGCAAGAACAUGUAACAUGUAACAAGGUCACUGUAAAAUGAAGUUACCCAUUGUGUCUUAGAUCCUUACAAAAAAACAUCUUUCCUUUACAAUGCCAUACAGUCAUCAUUGCUAAAAUAAAACCGGUAACUUGUUUUUGAAAUCAUAUUUGUCACUGUCUUCCAUGUAAGAGUAGAGAAAAUGUGUUGAAAAUACGCUAUAAACCUGUUAACACAAUUUUGGUCUUAAAGAGAUAAUCCAUCCCAAAAUAAAAAUUCUCAUAU
Molecule: messenger RNA, 2051 nt
Organism: Rhinichthys klamathensis goyatoka
Lineage: Eukaryota; Metazoa; Chordata; Actinopteri; Cypriniformes; Leuciscidae
Gene: cenpn
Product: centromere protein N
Exons: 10
Coding region: 106-1143 (345 amino acids)
Biological process (GO): chromosome segregation; CENP-A containing chromatin assembly
Source: RefSeq, a predicted model, not a curated record